AUGCUGCGGAAACAGUUCAGUGAAUUUCAGGCUUGGGCCAAAUUUACUUCAGAACGUGGCUAUGCUGCGGCAGCUGCAAGCAGCUCUGGAAAGCGGAGUGAGGUGCCCAUGGGCAUCAAUGCAUCUCCGUUGCUGGGCAGAGCAUGGCUGGAAGGUGGAGAUCCAGGGCAGUGGGAGAGCCAGAAGAAUAAGGGCGAGGGCUGGGUGUGGAAUCAGACGCCCCAGGAGAGCAAGAGCAGAACAUCAUGCAGUUUUCGCUUGACUGCAUCAGGGUCCUCCAAAAUGCAAAAUGUGGUGCACCAGGGUCUUCCAAAAUGGAUUAUGUUCUGUUCAAGUGAUUGCAGACACCAAUUCCUUCGACACGGAGGAAAUAAACGUUGA
This is a messenger RNA of Cladocopium goreaui, 381 nucleotides long. NCBI's taxonomy places the organism in Eukaryota, Dinophyceae, Suessiales, Symbiodiniaceae. The record is from the annotation of a GenBank genome assembly.